ACCAAACAAAGCAUAAAAACCGCGUUCAUAAUCAAAAUUUCCCCUCUUUUUUUAGCCGAAAAUUUCACUCUUCCCGCCCAUUUCUUCACCAAGCUUAAGCAAUAAGCAUAAGCUUCUUCCCCAUCUCUCUCUCUCUCUUUCUCUCUCCUCUGCUACCAUUUUCUUUAUACUUUAUCAGUUACGAUGCCGGAUUUAGGAGUUACUUUGUUCAAUUCAGAAACCCUAACCCUAACCCGUUGCCCUAAUUCUUUCAAAUCUUUCGCCGAUUCUUCUACUUCCUCCGAUUCGCUCUAUCCUUGCCCUAUUAAAACCCCAGCUUUCGACAAUGAUUGGCCUUGCGACUUCGAUUUGAGGCCCGAGCUUCCCAUCAAUGGUGAAUUCGCUGAAAUUUCUGGUCGAAGAAGUGGUUUGUUGAAAAUCAGGGUUACUCGGAUGAAUUCUAGUGCCAUUGAUGGGGAGAAGAAGGUUCUAGGAGCUAAGUGUUUGGAAGAUUAUGUAAGAGAUUGGAAAGCGAGGAAGAUCGCUUCCGGUCUCUCCGAAAAUCGUUGUUUUCUUCCGUUUCUUGUGGGUUCCCCUGGGCUGGCUGAGUGUCGUGUUUGUUCAAGUUACAUCUACCCUGGGGAUGAGGUCUCUUGCUCUGUCCGAGGCUGUAAAGGAAUCUAUCAUUUGAAGUGUGCAAAGGAUAGCUUCCAAUGUUCGUUCCCGAAAAAGUUCAAGUGCCCUCAACAUGCAUGCUUUAUAUGUAAGCAGAAAUUUUUUUGGCGCUGUGUGAGGUGUGAAGUGGCUUCACAUGAUAAAUGUGCAGCGUGGCCAGAAAAAGUGAUUCGUGUGAGUGAGCGACCGGGAUGGGCUGUUUGCUGGAGGCAUCCAAAAGAUUGGCGGCAGAAGCAUGGAGCAGUAGCGUACAACUUCGAGGACAUAUUCUCUCGCUUGCCUUUGCCAUACACUGAGGAGGAAUUCAAUAUAGAGUCAACACUGAAAGAUGGUCCAAAUGAAAAAAUGGAGCCACCUCCAUAUGUGCAUAUUAGGCGCAAUGUGUAUCUUGUCAAGAAAAAGCGGGACGAUGCUGGUAUGGAUAUCGGAUGCACAAGUUGCCGUACAACAUGCUCUGAGGAUUGUGUUUGCAGAGUUCAAAGCAUUAGCUGUUCAAAAGCUUGUCAUUGCUCAGAAGCUUGCACAAACAAACCAUUUCGUAAGGAGAAGAAGAUCAAAAUUGUCAAGACUGAACUUUGUGGAUGGGGAGUAGAAGCUGCCGAAUCUAUAAACAAGGGUGAUUUCAUCAUUGAAUAUGUUGGAGAAGUCAUUGACGAUUUGGUAUGUACACAAAGGCUUUGGGAUAUGAAAAACAAAGAGGUGAAAAACUUCUAUAUGUGUGAAAUUCGUAAGGACUUCACAAUCGACGCAACUUUCAAGGGGAAUGCAUCUCGUUUCUUGAAUCAUAGUUGUGAUCCAAACUGCAAAUUGGAGAAAUGGCAAGUAGAAGGGGAUAUACGUGUGGGUGUCUUUGCUGCUCGAGCGAUAAAAGCUGGAGAACCACUGACCUACGAUUACAGGUUUGUACAAUUUGGACCUGAGGUUAAGUGUAACUGUGGUGCGAUUAAUUGUCAAGGAUAUCUAGGUGCCAAAAGGAAGAUCAACUUAGAUACCCUCAAUUCUAGAAAAAGGAUGCAUGUAGCAAGCCUUUGCUGGGGUUCAAAGCAGAAGAGAUCAAUGAAAUUAUACUUGACUAGAGUGCAAAAGCAAUAGCGGUGAGACCAUUCUGAAUGAAUAAUGCUGUAGCUGAAUAAUGCUGUAUAUUAUGUACGUUCUUAGAAUCAGACACUCAUGAAUAGAAGGGAAGCGACACAAGGCACAAUAUACUUUUCCUUAUUGUGUUACAUUGGUUGAGAAAUACGAGCAAAACCUAUGGCGUUGGACUGCUGUGAAAAUUGUGUACUCUUCCUGUUCCUGUGCAAUUAUUUCUGUAAAGCCUUGUAUCAUUUAACGACUUCAUAUAGGCAUUUUAUUCGUCUUCGAUUGUAUUUUUCUGAACUCUGUAGCUUAUUUUGAUAACAGUGAAUUCUGAUUCUUUGUGAUUAAUUGUAGCUUUUACAAAUUGGCUGUUA
Messenger RNA from Beta vulgaris subsp. vulgaris (sugar beet), 2105 nucleotides. RefSeq names its product histone-lysine N-methyltransferase ASHR3. NCBI's taxonomy places the organism in Eukaryota, Viridiplantae, Streptophyta, Magnoliopsida, Caryophyllales, Amaranthaceae. Gene Ontology annotation, biological process: regulation of DNA-templated transcription. Gene Ontology annotation, cellular component: nucleus; chromatin. Gene Ontology annotation, molecular function: histone H3K36 methyltransferase activity; protein binding. The coding region runs from base 184 to 1746 and encodes 520 amino acids. The record is from RefSeq and is a predicted model, not a curated record. The transcript has 11 exons.